This is a messenger RNA of Xenopus laevis (African clawed frog), 1273 nucleotides long. Its product is annotated as serine/threonine-protein kinase N2-like. The record is from RefSeq and is a predicted model, not a curated record. The transcript has 5 exons. The coding region runs from base 138 to 665 and encodes 175 amino acids. NCBI's taxonomy places the organism in Eukaryota, Metazoa, Chordata, Amphibia, Anura, Pipidae.
AUCCUGAUUUGAUAGUGUCCCUGUACUAAAGUAAUAAUGUUCUUUUGUAUUAUUGCAGAGAUAUAAAGCCAGAUAAUAUCUUGCUGGACCGUGAUGGCUACGCCAGGCUCGCUGAUUUUGGCAUCGCCAAGAAAACUAUGGGAUUUGACGGCAGAACCCGCAGUAAUAUAGGAACCUGUUACUACAUGGCCCCUGAAAUCCUCCGUUACCAUGGCUACCGGAAAUCCGUGGACUGGUGGGCACUAGGGGUGGUGAUUUAUCAAAUGCUUCUCCACAAGAAGCCAUUUGAUGGACGUAACAUAGAUCAGAUUUUUAUGAGCAUCAAAAACAAGGAGCCAAAAUUCCCAAAAAAACUGGAUGAAGACGCCACUAGUCUUAUAGAAAAACUCUUGAGGAAAGACCCAGACAUACGGCUUGGAGCAAGCGAACGUGAUGCAGAAGAACUAAAGGAAUGUUCCUUCUUUAAGGAACUGGACUUUGAUGCCCUUUCGAAAAAACUCAUCAAGGCCCCGAUCAUUCCCAAACAGAAAACACCUGGAUGUUUCCAUAGAGUAUUUCCUAGAGGUCCAAGGCAGGUUGUAUUAUCAGGAGAACGAUAUAAACCAGCACUUAAAUUUGUAGAGAAGGAAUUUGGAAACUUUGCUUGUUCUCCACUUUCACAAUGACGGAAUGCCGACCAUCUUCACCAGGGUUGGACUGGGGGAACCCCCUCUGUCCUCCCUUUCUGAGCCGGCGUGCUGUGCUGCGUGUGCAUGAGCGCCGCGUGUAUUGUCCUUUGUCAGGCAUUAGCAGCAGGAAGAAGGUGCGGAUCUGACCCACAAGAGCCAGGGGCCCACCGGGUUUUUUCCUGGAGUCCCACCGGCCCAGUCCGACACUGAAAUCCUGGGAAAAGAAAAGGUACAGUAUAUCAUUGAGGUAAAGAACGGGACAUCGAUGUGGUCAUGAUCGGACUAGAAGAAGAGAUUACAAGGUGACCAGGUGUAGAAGACAGGCCUAGGAAGAGGAACAUCAAGCUUCUAUGACUUACAAUAAUCCCCUUUUUUGUUUAAAAAAACCCUCCCUAACACCCCCUGAGCCUACUGUUCCCUCUUAUGAUUGGCACCAUUACUGCCCAGUGGCCUCUCAAACAGUCGGCUGAGGGGGUGUUGGUGCAAUAAAUCAAUAGGUUCUCCGACCUGUUGAUUCAUUGUAACGACCCCCAAACCCAGUUUAAUGGCAGGCCAUAGAGCCAAAGCAACUGGGCAACAUUCAAACUCAUGCUGGUGAGGGGGUG